GUCAAACUAAAAUAUGUAAACAGCACAAAAAUACGGCUUAUAAUCAGAAAACAGUGGAGUAAAUUUGUCGUGUUUCUUGACUUAAAGGUGUAAUAAAUGUAUAAGCAAGUUUAAUAAGCAGGUAGGUCAUCUUGUGAACCGGAUCUAGAAAACAAGUUUAAUUCCUUCCGAUAAAAUGAGCACGAACAGUCAGAGCGACGUAUCUACCUCCAACAGCAAAAUCCUGAAGAACGACCAUAUAUUGACAGUCCUAAUAUGUGCUCUUUCAAUACCACUUUCAAUGUCCAUGUGGAUUGUCAACAUAAUAUACUCGAAGUUUCUUAUGGAACACGAAGGUCUUGAUGAGCCUGUAGUAAUAUCUCCAGCACGAUGGCUUGCUUCCUGCUUUAUUCCCAUAAUUAUGGCCAUAUAUGGCUAUAAGAAAAAGAGUGUGAAUGUAAGCGGCGCUCUGUUUGGGCUGGGUGUGGCAUUUGUGCUGACCCUGAGCAGUUUCACCUUUCUGGCUGCUCUCUUCACAGUCUUCAUCACAUCCUCUAAAGCUACAAAGUUCAGAUUACAUCUGAAGACUAAAAUUGAGGAAGAUGUCAAAGAAGGUGAAGGUCAGAGGAAUUGGAUUCAAGUUCUUUGCAACACUGGGAUGGCAACACAGCUGGGUUUGCUUUAUCUACUGGAUGUUGGCGCUUCUGAGAGGCCAAUAGACUUUGUGAAGGACUACAGAGCUUCAUGGCUCUCUAUGGGAGUUCUUGGUGUAUUUGCGUGCUGCAAUGGCGAUACAUGGGCAUCCGAACUGGGCACAGUACUUUCUAAGUCUGACCCAUAUCUAGUUACAACUUUCAAGAGAGUUCCAAAAGGGACAAAUGGAGGCAUAACUGCUGUUGGAACUUUCUUUAGUACAGUUGGAGGCUUUGUGAUUGGGUUGUCUCAAUAUCUGGCAGUGUUAUACUUUGCAGAUAGGAGUUUACUCAUGUAUGCCCCGCCACAAUGGCCUAUGAUUGUUCUCGGAGCUGUGGCUGGAUUCCUCGGCAGUCUCAUUGACUCAAUAUUGGGAGCCACAUUGCAAUAUUCAGGGUUAAAUAAGGAUGGGAAGAUUGUGUCAUAUUCUAGUCAGACUGUAAAAUAUAUUAGUGGCGUAAAUGUUUUGGAUAAUCACAGUGUUAAUCUUAUUACAACUGUUAUAAUGGGUAUGCUCUUGCCCACAAUAAGCAAAAACUUAUGGCCCCUGUUUUAAAUAUCAAACUAAGUAAGAAUUUAUUUGUUGAAGUCACUACCAUGCAGCUGAAAAGAAGCAUCUAGAGAAAGUAUGAAUAAUCUCUAAAAACUGGAAGUACUUAAAAAAGUUUUAAUAAAUUGUAACUAAAUUAUUUUCUACAUUAAUAAAACUAUUUCUAUAACCUCAAAUAACUAGUUUUUCUAUGUGUUUAAAAGUGUUAAAAGUUAGAAAUAUAAAAUAUUUGUACUUCAAAAUAUGCUAGCUGAUCCUACGGAAAAUUUAUUUAUAUUCUAUAUCCUCUCCACUUGGGCAAUAGUGCACAUUUAGGUUUUUUAAAUUGCCGCCAUUUCUCUUGGACAGUUUUUGCUAGUGAAACUAAUGAUCCAUCCAUAACCAAGUUGUGUAUCCGAAUUUCA
Molecule: messenger RNA, 1626 nt
Organism: Pectinophora gossypiella (pink bollworm)
Lineage: Eukaryota; Metazoa; Arthropoda; Insecta; Lepidoptera; Gelechiidae
Product: transmembrane protein 19
Exons: 6
Coding region: 176-1228 (350 amino acids)
Cellular component (GO): membrane
Source: RefSeq, a predicted model, not a curated record